AUGGCCGCUGAGGACAACAGGUAUUGCUGCUAUGAUGAGCACCGGGUGGCGGUUCCGUUUGACGAGAUAUGUAUGUAUUCUGUAUGGUUGGCCGUCAGCUCGACGAUUGUUGUACGCUACCUUCCAGAGCGCGUCAUGCGUCAGUUUAGAGAGCAGAGGAUACCUCGCGAUCCUCGUGUUUCAGCUCCCAUCGCCAUGAUUCGUAGGCAGUUAGAUGAGGUCUUUGCAGACUGGGAGCAUCACAUGGUCCUUGAGGAGGCACGAGCGACGCUAGCAGAGCAUAAUUGGAGUUGUGUCGAGGGGUACAUCACAUGGUACUAUAGAGUCUCACAUCCAUACAUGCUUUCGGCUGCAGAGGGGGUUCUCCCAAACCAGCCCACGAGGAGAUUCUCUGUGCACAUCAUGUUAGUUGGACCACAUUGA
Messenger RNA from Vicia villosa (hairy vetch), 423 nucleotides. RefSeq lists its product as uncharacterized. The transcript has a single exon. The record is from RefSeq and is a predicted model, not a curated record. Lineage: Eukaryota; Viridiplantae; Streptophyta; Magnoliopsida; Fabales; Fabaceae. Bases 1 to 423 code for a protein of 140 amino acids.